UAGAAAGGAACGAGAGAAAGGACAGAAGAGAAUACCUUGUUUUUUCACAAUUGAUUACGUUAGACUGUCUAGCAAUCAAAACUUGUCUAAAUUUUUUUGUCAACAGAAUGCCGUGCAUAUUAGAUGUCAGCUAUUUGUGAGAAAAAAUCGGGGCUCUUCGGGGUCGGGACCGGGGAGAAAUAAAAAAUAUUUUCGGGUUUCGGGGCUAAAAAGUUUGACCCCGCUGAUCUCUAGUAUAGACUAACAAUGAGCGCACAAUAACGCUAUGGUGGUCUUGGAUUGAUUUUGAUGUUUUCGGUCGGGAAGGCCAUUUUAAGAAAAUUGCUGAAAUGUUUUUGACGUACAGAAAUUCGAAUCUAUAGAAAGUUUGUUUCAAGUUUCGAGCUCGUUUUUGUCUUUCUAGAAAGGCUAAUGGGGUAUUCUUCUGGUUUCAAUGACCAAUAGAGUCUACAUAAUGUUCUAAUGAAAACCAUACAAAGAUUUCAAUUUCUAUUGAAAUUUGGUUAAACUAUUGAAUUUUGAUCUGAAAAUUUGUGCACAUAGAGAACUUCAAUACACUAGCUUUCUUUAAACAAUUCACAAGUUUUGAACAAAGUCUCGAUAAGAUAUGAAGCUUUCGAAAAAUGCAUGUUGUAUACGCUGUCCAUGAAAAGCGUCUACAUCUACAUUAUGUAGUCUUUACGCGAAAAAAAUCAUUCAAAUCGGAAUGAGACAUUUGUGACCGAAAAAGUCGAAACUGUAGUUCUGUCAUAUAUCCACCAUUAUUUUGUACGUGAAUGUCUUAGUGGCGCAUCGGUGAUUAUCGUCACCGUCGUAUGUCUAUGAUUGUUAGCAUUGUAUACAGGGAGGAAAGAGCCCAAUCUAAGUCUUCGCAACCGCUUCUUCCUCUUUGAUAAUAUCUGUAAGUUUUUCAAUGGCACAAAAGUCUAUGAAAAAACUUCUUCCAAAUACUAAUUUAUUUUAUUUAUUAUUCUCAAGUUCAUAGAAAACUGUUUUUUUUUCAAUGACUUAUAAAAUAUUGCUUGUUUAAGGUUUAUAAUCCGUUAUUAACAUAUCAAAGUGAACAUGAAGAAACCAAUGUUGUCGAUGGACGUCGAAGUGCAUCAUCUAAAACUUCUCAGAAAGACAUUGCACCAUCAGGACCAUCUACUGAAGAAACUGAAGAAGAAAAACGAAAUGAAAAACGUCGUCAACAUGAACUUGAACUACGAGCUAUGUUACGUGAUGAAUUUUUAAUUCAAUUACAAAAAUUUCUUAAUCAAAUUGGUUUAACUCUCCGUCAACUCGAAGGUGAAGUACGUCUUGAAUUACCACCACAAUUCGAUAUUAGUAAAAUUGUUAAAAUAAAUAAAGAUGCUGUUGAACAAGCUGAAACUCUUGUAUAUAAAUGGAAUGGAGAAAUUCGUGAAGCACUUGAACGUGAAUUAAAAAAAAUACCACAAACAUCUGGACCGUUAGGUGAAAUUGAUUGGUGGCGUGAACGUAAUAUUUCCUUAAGUAGUUUAUAUGAACAAACAAAACAAGAACAUGUUGAACAAGUACUUGAAAAACUUGAAUUAGCAGAGAACGCAGCACCAUCAUCAUUUCGUGAUACUCGAACUGAUUUAUCAAAAUAUUAUUUAGAAGCUAAAGAUAACGUCAAAUUUUUAUCAACACUUGAACGUCAUUUUAAAAAUGUAACACAUGGUGCAACAUGUCGUGUUGUUACUGAAACCAUACCGAAAAUGAUGAGUGCCUUACGUAUGGUUUGGAUUAUAUCACGACACUAUAAUCGUGAUGAACGUAUGGUACCAUUAAUGGAACGUAUUGCUAAUCAAUUAUGUGAACGUGUUGUACGUAGUAUUAAUGUUCGAACAUUAUUUAGUUAUCAACCAAGUGAAAUUAUUGAAAAAUGUACAGAAGCUAAAGAUAUGUUAGAACGUUGGAAACAAUCUUAUUAUGAUGUUCGAGCUGAAAUUGAACAGUCUGGACGUGAUUCACGAUGGGAAUUUGAUAAUAAACGUCUAUUUAAAUUAACUGAUCAUAUGGCAAUUAUUUGUAAUGAUUUUAUUGCAAUUGCAAAAGAACUCGAACAAUUUUAUAAUAUAUUUACACCUGAAUUGAAAUCUGUUACGGGAAAACCACAUAAAAUAAAUGAAAUUCUUGAUCGUGUACAUAAAGUUUUAGAAUUAAUUGAACAUGCUCCUUGUGAUCCAUUUCGUCUUGAAGAUCUUGAUAAAUGGAAAAUGGUAUCAGCUAAUUAUGGACAACAAAUUGAAGACAUUGAUGAACAAACAAAAAGUUUUAUUUCAGAAUCAUUUAAAAGUUUACGUUCGGCUGAAAGUGCCUUUGAUAUGUUAUUAAAAUUUGAAAAAAAUAAUACUCGUAUGACUAUACAAGAUGAAAUGCACAAACGAUUUAAUGAUAUUUUACGACAAUAUGAUAAUGAAAUCACAGAAAUUAAUAGUAUAUUUCAACAUAAUAAAACAAAUCCACCUGUUAAUAAAAAUCAGCCACCUUAUUCUGGUGCUGUUGCUUGGAGUCGUUCAUUAUUUCGUCGUAUUAAACAUACAAUGUUACGUUUACAUACAAAAGAAGCUUUAAUGCAAACAGAACUUGGCAAACAAAUUAAAAGUUAUUAUCUUCGUGUAGCAAGAGAAAUGAAAGCAUAUGAAGAUGGAAAAUUUAAUGAAUGGAAACAACGUACGGAACAAAUUUUACCAACAUUACAAAAACGCAAUGUUCUUAAAGAAUUACCAACUGGAGAUAAUGAAAAUUCUCUUACACCUCGUUAUACAAUCGAUUUUGAUCCACAACUUAAUGAAAUGAUGACUGAAGCAAGAUAUCUUGAACAAUUUGAUUAUUUCUUACCAGAAAAUAUUCGACAUUUAGCAUUAAGUGUAAUUCUACUCAAUUCUUUAUUAUUUGUCAUUCAUAAUUCAUAA
This is a messenger RNA of Rotaria sp. Silwood2, 2924 nucleotides long. Lineage: Eukaryota; Metazoa; Rotifera; Eurotatoria; Philodinida; Philodinidae. The record is from the annotation of a GenBank genome assembly.